Molecule: messenger RNA, 918 nt
Organism: Rhodotorula graminis WP1
Lineage: Eukaryota; Fungi; Basidiomycota; Microbotryomycetes; Sporidiobolales; Sporidiobolaceae
Exons: 4
Coding region: 1-894 (297 amino acids)
Cellular component (GO): nucleus
Source: RefSeq, a predicted model, not a curated record
AUGCUCGACGUCUCGUUCUCGUUCUUCGACCCUCAGCCGCAAGACUACCACUCGAUCAAGCUCCUCCUGUCGCAGCUCGUCCAGGGCGACGCCGCGUCCUUCGACCUCGGCGGCGUGGCCGACCUCGUCCUCGAGCAGAAGCUCGUCGGCUCGACCGUCAAGACGGACGGCGGCGACGACGACGACAAGGCGGCCGAGGGCGACCCGUACGCCGUCUUGACCGUCCUCAACCUCAACGUGCACAAGGACCACAAGGCGCUGUCGGCCCUCACGUCGUACCUCCUCGCCAAGCUCCCGGCAUCGUCCCCCUUCCACGCCGAGCUAUCGUCGCUCCUCGCGCACCCGGCCGAGCCGUCGACCGCGGCGGCGCCCAAGCACGUCGGUCUCGUCCUGAGCGAGCGCCUCGUCAACAUGCCGGCGCAGAUUGUGCCGCCCAUGUACAAGAUGCUCGACGAGGAACUCCAGUGGGCCCGUGACGAGAACGAGCCGUACCACUUUUCGCACCUCCUGUUCCUGUCGCGCGUGUUCCGGUCGACGGCGGCCGACCUCGACUCGGACCCGAACGCGGCGCUCGAGGCGGCGCUCGUCGCCGAGGCGAGCAUGCGGGCGGCCGUGCUCGGCGGGCCCAAGAAGAAGAAGGGGCGCAAGGGGGCGGCGCCGGGCGAGGCGGGCAACGCGGGCGAGGACAAGCUGUGGGUGUACCACGCCGAGGACGAGGCGGUCGAGAAGGUGGCGUCGCACAAGCACGUGUUUGAGUACUCGCGAGGGCGGCGGCAAGAGGACGGGAGCGAGGCGUUCGGGGUCGAGACCAAGGGGCAGCUCAUGCUCGUGCCGUGGACCAAGUGGGGGGCGCUGCUCGACGGGAUCGACAAGGUGGCGAGCGUGCCGGUGUAGAGCGCUGCAGUCGACGUUGCGACG